Dendroctonus ponderosae (mountain pine beetle) is the source of this 5320-nucleotide messenger RNA. RefSeq lists its product as uncharacterized. Gene Ontology annotation, biological process: response to oxidative stress. The record is from RefSeq and is a predicted model, not a curated record. Gene Ontology annotation, molecular function: peroxidase activity; heme binding. Lineage: Eukaryota; Metazoa; Arthropoda; Insecta; Coleoptera; Curculionidae.
CUUCGAUACCACCAAGACCAAGACUUGCUGUCCGUAGAUGGUCUUGGUCGACGGUAACUAUCGGUCGUGUUUGCAACAUUUGGAUGUACUUUCGAUUUUAAAUCGCGAGAAGAUAAGUGUGUCGGACAGGUUCCGGAAUUUAAACUGUCCAAGACUUUUUCUUUAGUGCGUGCUACGAUUUUUUCCCUGCUCAAUAAUUAUGGAACUUGUAAGGUGUGAAGUAUUGUGGCUCAUAUGGUUUCUUCCUUUGCUCACCGCUGUUCAAUCAGAUGGGCGACAAACCGAAAAAAGCAUCUUUUCUUACACCAACAAAUUACCAGAUGAUAUAAAGCAGAUUGUGAGAAAUGCUUUUAUCCGGGAAGGAGAUCCCGUAGCUUCAAAAAGUCCACCCAUAAAUUGCAGUUUAGGAGAUGAGAUUGCUUGUCCGCCUAGUAAAUAUAGAAUGGCAACUGGGGAAUGCAAUAAUGUAAGACACUCCCGAUGGGGCAAUAGGGGAACGCCGUUCUUGAGAUUGCUACCACCAACCUAUGCUGAUGGAAAAAUGAUACCCAAAGUGUCCGUUUCAACACAAGAGCUGCCCAAUGCUCUAGAUGUAUCCUCUAUUCUUCAGCAAGUUCCAAGCCGAAAACAUGAGUCCGUAACUGCUCUGCUGGGUGCCUGGAGUGAGCUUCUCUAUCACGAUUUGGUUAGCACAGCAAACUUCAAGAAUCAUCAGUGUUGCAAAGGAGAUGCGAUUACGCAUGGAGAAUGCUAUCGGCUACAGAAGGAUAAUCGGUGUUGGGAGUAUAUGAGGAGUUUACCUGCUGUUGAAUUGGACUCGUGUGAAUAUCAAUACAGAAAUCAAAUCAACUUGGCUUCGUCGUUCCUUGAAGGGUCUGCCAUAUAUGGAGUCACCCGCGAUAGUGUGGAAAAAUUAAGAACAUACGAUGCAGGAUUGGUUAAUAUAUCAGCGUGCAGCACUUGUCAGCUAAACGUACUGCAUUCGGCGAUUUUGAGGGAGCACAACAGAGUAGCUGUUGCGUUGGCCGCUUUAAAUCGCCACUGGACUGACGAGGUUCUGUUUUAUGAGAGCAAAAGAAUUGUCAGCGCUGAGAUACAGCAUAUCACCUAUAACGAAUUUUUGCCCAUUUUGCUAGGCCAGAAAUUACAAUCCCACGCACGCUAUGCCAAAUACUCCAGUGCCCGGAAAGCAGGAAUUUAUAAUGAAAUCGCAAUGGGCGCUUUACCAGCUUUAUUAUCAAUGCUUCCAAGCCAGCUGUUUAAUCAGACUACAGAAUCAUUUGCUGAAAUGGUAGAUAAUCUAAUCAGCUUGCCAGCACAGGCGCCUAGUAUGCAUAUAAAGGUUCCAAUGCGAGCCGAAUGGAAUACUGCAGCUUUAUUUCUUCAUAUGAGCAGAGAUCAUGGCAUACCUAGCUACCCACAAUUGCUUCAAUAUUGCUCUAAUUCCACUUUUGCGAAGAAGCUAACUUUCGAAGAGAUGAAGUCCAACAUUGAAACGCAACACAUUAAGCUCCUCAAGUAUCUCUAUGCUGCCCCAGAAGACGUUGAUUUACUUGUUGGGUUAUUGCUAGAGGCACCAAUCCCAGGGGCAGUAGUGGGGCCUACGUUGAAUUGUCUUUUAAAGGAACAAUUCAUUUUAUUAAAGCAAUCAGAUCGAUUUUGGUAUGAAAAUGACUUACCGCCGAGUUCAUUCAGUAGUGAUCAAAUUAGAGAAAUCAAAAAGAUCACUUUGGCAGCUCUAUUGUGUGCGAAUACUGAUGAUUUGGACCAUAUUCAACCAAAGUCGUUUGUUCAAGAGGAUCCUUUCCUAAACGCGCGAAUUAGUUGUGAUCAGCAUCCCCUGCCAAACUUGCAUGAAUGGAUUGAGAUGGACCACAUGGCCGACGUCAGUGAAGACCUAUUGAUGGAAGCAGUAGCGAAAGCAGAACAAGAGCUCUUGGCAAGAAAGAAGCUGGAGUAUAAAUCGUAUACUGAAAUUGGAGGAGUUGACCCCAAAUCACCUGCCGGGAUUGCCGCCUCAUUUAGUAAAGCUAAUAAAAAUGCUUUAAAACUGGCAAACACUUCCCUUUUAUUCGAGUUUGCAUCGAACGAAAUUGUCAAUUCCUUAACACACUUAAGACGACGGCGCCAAAUAUUCGACAGUGAAUCUUUUGUCUCAACACUCAGAGACGAUAUCAGUGAAGGACUACAGAACGUAGACAUAUCUUCACUUAUUCCUGGACAUAUAUUUCCUGAGCCAGAUUUGCAGUGUGAUGAAUUUGGGCCUUGCGAUGGCUCAUAUCCUUAUAGGAGCUAUUCAGGAUACUGCAAUAAUCUGAAAAAUCCUAAACAUGGCCAAAGCUUGGGAACAUUCAAUAGGCUGCUGCCCAGCGCGUAUGAUGAUGGGAUAUCCAAGCCUCGCCAAAUUGGAGCAACAGGCGUUCAUUUGCCUAACCCAAGAAUGAUAUCCCGAUCAAUCCACCCGGAUAUUAGUAAUCUGCAUAAGCGUUAUACUCUCAUGGUUAUGCAAUUUGCUCAAUUCUUGGACCACGACCUAACGUUCACGCCAAUCCAUAAAGGAUUUGAUGAGUCCAUCCCAUCCUGCCGUCCAUGUGAUAGUGCAAGGACUGUCCAUCCCGAAUGUGACCCUAUUUUGAUUCCACCCGGUGACAAUCACUAUCCAGAAUUCAAUAUUACCACAGGAAAGCAAAUUUGCUUUCCCUUUAUGAGAUCUUUGCCUGGCCAGCAACAUUUAGGACCACGAGAACAAAUCAAUCAAAAUUCAGCGUUUCUGGAUGGAUCUAUGAUUUAUGGGUCUUCGCAUUGCACUCUUCAUACACUAAAAGGUCCUGAUGGUAAGAUGAAUGUUACAGUUCAUCCAAACCAGGGCAAAGACUUACUUCCGAGAACAGACAAACACUCUGAGUGCAGAUCGAGUUCAGGAUUGUGUUUCAUAGCCGGUGACGGUCGCGCUUCAGAGCAACCGGGUCUACUUAUGAUUCACACCAUGUAUAUGAGAGAGCAUAAUAGAGUAAUGGAAGGUCUUCAAGUAGUUAAUCCCCACUGGGAUCACGACAAGAUUUUCGAACAAGCCAGAAAAAUUAUAGUUGCAGGAUUACAACAUGUUACUUAUAACGAGUUUCUUCCCAGAUUACUCGGUUGGAAUGCAGUCAAUUUAUAUGGGUUGAAACUUCUCUCCCAAGGAUAUUAUAAGGACUAUAAUCCAUCAUGUAAUCCGUCGAUAUUUACGGAAUUCGCAGCGGCAGCUUUUCGAAUUGGACAUUCGCUCUUGAGACCGCAUAUUCCCAGGUUGGAUGAGAACUAUCAAAUUGUCGACCCGCCAUUACUCUUGAGGGAUUUUUUCUUCAAUACGGACUAUAUGAUGAAAGACGGAUUAAUAGACCAAAUGGCAAGAGGUCUAGUUUCAACUCCCAUGGAAACUUUGGACCAAUUUAUCACUGGUGAAGUAACAAAUCAUCUGUUUGAAGAUAAGAAAAUACCAUUUUCCGGAAUAGAUUUAGUUGCUCUCAAUAUAAAAAGAGCUAGAGACCAUGGAAUACCGUCAUAUAACAAUUAUAGAGCACUAUGUAACUUAAAGAGAGCAACAAAAUUUGAGGACCUAGCGAGGGAAAUUCCCAUGGAAGUGAUCCAGCGAUUGAAGAAUCUAUAUGCAAGCGUAGAUGAUAUUGAUCUAUUUCCAGGAGGUAUGGCAGAAAGACCUUUGCAAGGUGGAAUUGUUGGUCCAACUUUCGGUUGCAUUAUAGCUAUUCAAUUUAGACAGCUAAGGAAAUGUGAUCGAUUUUGGUAUGAAAACAAGGAUCCAGUCGUUCGAUUUACUGAAGCUCAACUGGCUGAAAUUCGCAAAAUCACUUUAGCAAAAACCCUCUGUGAUAAUACUGAUGCGUACAGUGAUAUUCAACGGUCUGCCUUCGACUUGCCGUCCAACUUUUUAAAUCCAAGGAUUUCUUGUAACUCAAUGCCAUCAAUCGACUUUAAUGCAUGGAAGGAGUCCGCUCAAGGACAAGGUGGAUGUAUUAUAAGAGGCAGACACGUACAGAUUGGAGAAAGCACUUUUCCCAGCCCUUGUACGAGUUGUAUUUGUACAGCCGAAGGGGGUAACUGUGCUUCACUGAAAGUAACAGAUUGCAAUCAGUUGCUUAGAGAAUGGUCAAAAGAAAUUGUAAUUAGAGACGAGGUUUGCGCAGCUCAAUGUGGAGUUUUACUAAAAGCUGGAAGAAAACAGCAGAUUCCCGUUGGAUUGGUGCCGCCAGCUUUGCGCAAUACUCGAUCUAGGACAGUAAAUAAAGCGUCACGAUUUCCAGCCUCAAGUUCAUUUGAUUUUUCCGGAUUUAAAUUACCUGACCUCACUCCAUUCAUCUCUAAGUAAUUUAAGGUAUUUAAGCUGUGUUUGUGUAGGCGCUGUUGUAGGUAAAGAGGGAUUAGAUAGUCUCUCUAUUGCGUUAAAAGCAUUUUAUUGCAACUGGUAGUGAGUAAAUAUCAUAUGUAAAAGUUACCACUAGGACAAUAGUAGUAGUAACUAAUUAUGCUGUUCUCUCUUACCCUUUCCGUUUUUUCCAAACCGUAACCUUUAUAAUAUCAAAUAACAAAUUUAGAUUUUUGGUAACUUGACCAAACAGACCUGAAAAUGAAACUACUGAACCAAAUAUAUCUAGAAUGUGAUAUCACAUGGCUCUAUUCUCCCCACGGAGAUCGCCGCAUUUAAAUUCGUAAAGCGUCAACGAUAAAAUAAACAGCAAUUCAUGGGGUUCCAGAUUUUAGAUUUGUCGGAAUGAAUAAGUUAUUUUUAAUUCAUAAGAUGUUUAUUUUUAUGUUAGACCCAUAUUUGUUUCCUAAAAGCUUGUAAGAAACAUUGGAAAUAGUUCAGAGUAGGUUGUUCAAAUAGUAUUAUUAAAUAAAAUGAAGAGGCACAACUACAAAAUUUUAGCACAUUAAAAAUAAUGGCUUACUAGAUUAUCAUGAAAUAUGAAAAAUCGAGUUGUAAGCUCAAAAAACAGCUGUAUCUAUUAUUGAUUUCCCUGGAAUCUCUAAAAUUUCCAAAUAUUAAAUAUCUGUAUUAGUAUUACAAAUCCAUGACAAGUAAUUUCCUAAGCUACCCGUAUUUAAUAUUCCACAAUUACGUAUUUGGCAUAUAGAUAUAUUUUGGUAUAUCGUGUCUUCAGUUCAAAGACUGCAGAAAUGUUUGAAGCAUAAUUCUAUUUUAAGUGUUGACUAAUGUUAAGCUACUUAUUAAUUAGUUUGGUACAAUUUCUGUGUCAUAUCUGAUGUCAAGUUGUUGUCUAAUGAAUAUAUUUUAUAACGUUAUGGGAGCUCUAAAGUCUGA